Messenger RNA from Paramormyrops kingsleyae, 1011 nucleotides. Its product is annotated as nucleoside diphosphate kinase B. Gene Ontology annotation, molecular function: nucleoside diphosphate kinase activity. Gene Ontology annotation, biological process: UTP biosynthetic process; GTP biosynthetic process; CTP biosynthetic process. The record is from RefSeq and is a predicted model, not a curated record. NCBI's taxonomy places the organism in Eukaryota, Metazoa, Chordata, Actinopteri, Osteoglossiformes, Mormyridae.
UCAAGGGUGCAGCUGGCAGCUUUGUCUUUCCCUGGUUAGCUACAAUCCCCGCCCACCCAAGCGAGUCUUUAAAAGCUGCUUCUCCAUCUUUCAGCUUCCUUUCCGCGUAUGCGCCUUGCUCCUGUCACGCUUUCCGGGUUGUACUCUUCUGCUUAAAGCUGAACGAUGGCUGGCAUCCAGGAGCGUACCUUCAUUGCCGUCAAACCCGAUGGUGUGCAGAGGGGUCUUAUCGGGGACAUCGUCAAGCGCUUUGAGCAGAAAGGAUUUAAACUCGUUGCUAUGAAAUUUCUCCAGGCGUCCGAAGACCUCCUCAAGAAGCAUUACAUUGACCUUAAAGAUAAGCCGUUCUAUAAUGGACUGGUGAAGUACAUGGCCUCUGGUCCUGUACUGGCAAUGGUAUGGGAAGGUCUAGGUGUAGUAAAAACAGGAAGAGUGAUGUUGGGAGAGACCAAUCCUGCAGACUCCAAACCCGGAAGCAUCCGCGGAGACUUCUGCAUUCAAGUUGGCAGGAACAUCAUCCAUGGAAGCGAUUCUGUCGAAAGCGCAAAUACUGAGAUCGGUCUGUGGUUUAAACCUGAGGAGCUGGUGGCAUACAAAAGCUGUGCACAAGACUGGAUCUACGAGUGAAAGUCUCACGGUCGCCCUGCUGUCUAAGGUCUGGUGGGACGGUGGUUCCUGGAACUUGCAUUAUCAAACUGAUGCUCGCCAAUAAAGUAAUGAACUCAAACUGUUGCCUUGAACUUUCAGUGUUUAUUCUGUCUUUGGUUGUAACCAGUAGCAUUAAUCUGAAAUGGAUCCUCUGGUUUUAUAACCUGUGCAAAUUCCCUGCUUCCCUAAAUCCCGACUUACAAUUAACAUUACAGUCAAGAUUAAGGCAGCAGAUCAAUAACCUAGAACCCUUUCAGGUCCAUGCUACUCUUCCUGUAUUAAAUCUGUUUGGAAGGCGGCAGCUUUUAAUUUCCUUGUACGCAUUUGGAAUAUCGCGAAUGGAAAUAAACACACUGUACAACA